GUGCGAGGGGUGGAGCGCGGCUUCGGCGGAGGACAACGGACGCUCUCCUCCUGCAGGUGUGACUUCUACCAAAAUGAGCGGCCUGGAUGAGGGCGACAACCUCCCUGUCGCUAAAACCUGCGGUCUCGCUACUCCCGACCAUGCCCCGGGACAUCCGGACCUAAAGCAGUGUCAGGGCGAGGAAACCGGGGCCACCCUGGUGAUGGCGGACACAGGUGAGGGCGGCUUGGAGACCGCCGCAGAGGGAGGCGCGCCCCGGGACCCCGCGGGCUGUGGCCUUGCGCUCCGCAUUCGGGUUGCUGGGAGUCGCGGCCGCGUAGCGACCAAAGCGGGCCAGAAAGAGGCUCCUGCUUCCACCGAGGGCAUGGAAGCAGCCUCUGCCUCCACCUCGGUGGCAGCCGACAAUAGCCAGGAAGAUGGCUGUCAGCGUAGAGAGCUGCGCAGCCCUGCUGUCGAGAAGGCUCUAGAAGCUUGUGGCGCAGGGAGGUUGGGGUCUCAGAUGAUACCUGGGGCGAAAGCCAAGGAAAUGACGACAAAAAAGUGCGCUGUUUCAGCAGCAGCGGAAAAGGAGGGAGUAGCGGAAGCGGUGGUGGAGGAAAAGAAGGUGAUGCAGAAGGAGAAAAAGGUGGUAGGAGGAGCGAAGGAGGAGGCACGGGCCAGGGCCCCGAAGAUCAAUAACUGCAUGGAUUCGCUGGAAGCCAUCGAUCAGGAGCUGUCAAAUGUAAAUGCCCAGGCUGACAGGGCCUUCCUUCAGCUGGAGCGCAAGUUUGGCCGUAUGCGAAGGCUCCAUAUGCAGCGCAGAAGUUUCAUCAUCCAAAAUAUCCCAGGUUUCUGGGUCACUGCCUUUCGCAACCAUCCCCAGCUGUCACCUAUGAUCAGUGGCCAAGAUGAAGACAUGAUGAGGUACAUGAUCAAUUUGGAAGUGGAGGAGCUUAAACACCCCAGAGCAGGCUGCAAAUUCAAAUUCAUCUUUCAGAGCAACCCCUACUUCCGAAAUGAGGGGCUUGUCAAGGAAUAUGAACGCAGAUCCUCUGGCCGGGUGGUGUCUCUUUCCACGCCAAUCCGCUGGCACCGGGGCCAAGACCCCCAGUCCCAUAUCCACAGGAACCGGGAAGGCAACACUAUUCCCAGUUUCUUCAACUGGUUCUCAGACCACAGCCUCCUAGAAUUCGACAGGAUUGCAGAGAUUAUCAAAGCAGAACUGUGGCCCAAUCCCCUCCAGUACUACCUGAUGGGUGAUGGGCCCCGCAGAGGAUUUCGAGACCCAGCAAGGCAGCCAGUGGAGAGCUCCAGGACCUUCAGGUUCCAGUCCGGCUAACUCCUGCCCUGCUGUCCUCCUGAUACCCAUGUACUCUGUGGCAAGAUCUUUGAGUUUCACUGCUGCAAGAUGAAGCUUAUGUAGAUGAUGCCAGUCAUCAACCCAAACUGAACAUUCCAGGCUACCAGUAACUGGUUUCCAACUGUCUUCCUGGGUCCAUGCCAUCCACGCUGCUGGUUAUCUGGCAGAAUCAGCAGCUGGCUGGUGGGUGGCUACUAGGCAUGAAUGAGGUAACAGAUGACAGGUGUUCUGUGUUAUCAUGUUGGUCUUCUUAUGCCUUUGGGCACCCUGCAUUGUGAUCACAUACUGGUGAGUAUGAAGGCCUGUGAUAUGGCCCACCCGAACCCGCACUCAGCCUUCUGGAUGAGCUUUGCACAGGCACCAUUGCCUUCCUCUUCAGGAACUAUCUGUAGACUUAAAGCUCCUGGGUAGCACACAGGAACUAUCCCCUUCCCUGCCCCCAAAAUGGCUACCCAUAAACCCAACUGGCUGUCAGGCAGGUUGGGCAGUCAUAAUAUCACAGCGUCCAAAGCAAAGCUGGUGGGGGGUCCCUUCCAGCAGUUAGCCUUUUUGAGCCCUAGCUGACAAACCACCCUUAAUCUAGGCAACUUUAUUAGGCAUCCCCUUCGCAACCCCUCCCGCACCCAUUCUGAACAUGACAAAGUUGCCAGGGCAGGGGCACCGACGAAGGUCUUUCUGGUCUGUGGCGCCUGUUAUGCAUCUGUCUCUGUCUCCAUCUCCCCCCCGCCCCCCCAUCUCAGAAGCAGUUACAGCUCAGAAACGGAAAACGAAACUGGCAAAGCAGGCUUUUUAAUUUGCUCUCCCUUUGGUUGUGUCCAGAAGGAGAAAGGUACUGUGCAUCAGACUCCAGAUCUCUUAUUGCUGUCUGCCCUCAUGUCUCCACCUCACUUCCUUUAGCAAAAUCUAAACAUUUCAAAGGAAAACCUGUAGGUUAAUUGCCUACUUAUGGGCAUUGUUUUUUUGGGCCAACUCUGACAACCCUAUCCUCUUCCUCAUCCAUUUACCAAAACCUUCUGUGUGUUUUCUUGAGCUUUAGUGUGAGAAGCUGAGAGGAGAGACAGAAGGGCCUCACAGUAAUGGCUUCAAGACAGACCCAGAGCAGGCUGUGAUCCAAGGCAAUCAAAACUUAGUUUCACUCCACCUUUCUAAGCAUGGAAAUUCUUUUUUGGGCCUUGGACCACUUAGAAAUAACCCCAAGGCAGCAUUUUGAGGGUCACUCGUGUCCUCUGUGCUGUUCUUUGACUGCCCUGAUGUCCCACAGCCUCCAUCCUACUGCCCGGCCUUCUUGGCUCUCAGUCCUCAGAUUCUGCAUUUCCUUCCCUGCUUCUGACCUAACCAGCGGGCUGCAGUCUGCACUGUGGGAGCUGCCAAGCCUCCCUCCUAGGGGGUAAGGGUGUGUGUGAAAGUCUGCUCCACGGGGCUUGGGAUGUCUGGACACAGAGCAGUGGGAAAGGUGUCCUAGGCUGUAGAAACUGAAAGCCCAGAAAACAAAUGAGCUUGCUGUGGAUUGGGCUUGAGAAGGUAAACAGGAAAGACUGGAACCCUGUAGGGUCAGGGGUAGGAGGGGAGGCCCCUGAGGUUUUUCCCAGGAGAGGUGGGAGAAUGAAAGUGGUUGAUGUUUAAAGAGUAUGGUGGGAGGAGUUACAUUUUCCUUCAGUUUUUCCUAACUCCUCGAAUUCACCAGUAGUUUUUUGUACACAAAAAUGCAAGUCUAAAUGUUUUGUAUUAUUUUAGAAUAUGUGAACGAUUAAUGGUGUAUGCUCCUUAUUUCACUGUGUUUGAGUAAAUUCCUGUUAAUUCCUUUCUCCAUUUAUGCUUUCUGGCAAAACUGACAUUUACAGGCAUGCUUUUUGUUUGUAAUCGAGAAUGUGUGCAAAAAUAUCAGGCUUGUUUCCUAUGCAGUAUGAAGACUUCUGUGAAUAUUCACUAAUACAUCAGCUUGUUCUGUUCUCUCUUCUUAUAUAGCUCUAUUCUUGAAAUAUAAUUGAAUGUGACCUUUGAAAUUGUGCUGUCUUGUGGAAGUAUUCUCAAACAGAAAAACCUAACUGUUCUCUUGAUAUUUCUUGGCCUAGCAGUAAUAUUGUACUUGACAUCCUAUGUUUCUAACCAGUGUAAGUACUUGUAGAAUUGCUCUGUCAAACUAAACAAAGAUAGUACUUUAGUCUUCUCCUAUGUGCUCGAAGGAAAAAUAAAUCUGUUACUCUGCUGUAUUUCUUGUUUUCACCAAAUAAAAAUAAAUAAGGCUUGUC
Molecule: messenger RNA, 3588 nt
Organism: Mesoplodon densirostris (Blainville's beaked whale)
Lineage: Eukaryota; Metazoa; Chordata; Mammalia; Artiodactyla; Ziphiidae
Gene: TSPYL4
Product: TSPY like 4
Exons: 2
Coding region: 74-1318 (414 amino acids)
Biological process (GO): nucleosome assembly
Cellular component (GO): nucleus; chromatin
Molecular function (GO): histone binding; chromatin binding
Source: RefSeq, a predicted model, not a curated record